GGCCGUCUUCCAAGCCUCUUGCCCGAGAGAGCAUUUCCCUUUCUCCCUUGCAAGCUUCAUCUGCCAGCUUCAGCUCGCUCUGUAUCGAGCCCUCGCGGCGGCCAACCCCUACCCUAGCAAGAUGAAUAGGGAGAAGUUGAUGAAGAUGGCCAGUGCCGUGCGCACUGGUGGGAAGGGCAGUGUACGCAGAAAGAAAAAAGCUGUCCACAAGACUACCACCACAGAUGACAAGAGGUUGCAAAACACCCUGAAGAGACUGGGAGUGAACACCAUACCCGGUAUUGAGGAAGUGAAUAUCUUCAAGGAUGAAACUGUUAUUCAUUUCGUUAACCCCAAAGUUCAAGCAUCGAUUGCCGCCAACACUUGGGUUGUAAGUGGACCAUCGCAAUCAAAGAAAUUGCAAGAUCUACUACCGGGGAUUAUCAACCAGCUCGGACCAGAUAAUCUUCCCAAUUUGAAGAAGAUUGCUCAGCAGUACCAGAGACAGGAGCCUGCUGGUGCUGAGGACGAGGAUGAUGAGGAUGUUCCUGAUCUUGUAGAUGGAGAAACUUUUGAGGAAGCUGCCAAGCAGGAAUCUUCUUAGGAAGGUCUGUAACCUCUGUGGCUCAGGCCGUAGAUAAAAAUUUACCCUGCUUUUGGUCUUGGAGACCUUGUGUUGAAUUACUCGUAAGGCACGUUGCCAGGUUGAGUGACGCAAUUGACAAAGCAGCUCAAGUUGUGCCCAUGAUUAACUGGAUUGUUACUACCUCGUUUUUAGCUGACAUAGAUGGACCUCCUACCCGAAGUUUAGAAAAGGGCACAAAGGAGGGGGGUGUACAGAGCUUAAUUUUUGGCGGCAAAGUUGUGUCAACUUCUAAUGAUAUGUCGAAGCUCUUCGUAGUGUGGUGCUCUGCUUGGUCUUAUGACAUAUUGCAUUCCAGCUUUACUAAGGAGGCAGUUUUAGACUUUUUGUUUGUUGUGAUCUAAGGGUAAAUCUGAUCAUGGUAUCGUGAUAUUCGUUCCG
Molecule: messenger RNA, 1003 nt
Organism: Marchantia polymorpha subsp. ruderalis
Lineage: Eukaryota; Viridiplantae; Streptophyta; Marchantiopsida; Marchantiales; Marchantiaceae
Source: the annotation of a GenBank genome assembly